ACACAACCACAGCCACAUUCACUACCAUCUCUACAUACUCACAUAUUCACAACUUCAUCUAUAUAUUCUCCUAUCUGUGCCCCAAAUCUCCUCACCCAUAGAAGCCAUAGCAGCAAGCAACUUCCUCUUCUCCAUCAUCAUCUUCCACAUCAGUCUUCAAAACCCAUAUCGACCCUGCAAUCGAAAUAUAGCGGAAAAGCUCUGGAUUAUAUAUAUAGAGAGGUAAAGAGUAGAGAGAGAAUCGAUCGGGGGUAAAACCCAGAAGUUCAAGUUGUAGACAUCAUCACGGCUAUACACAGAGUUUCUCGGCCCCUCUUACAUGUCCGGGCUGUACGUCGCAAGGGUUGUGUAGUCGAGACCAACCCUUCGCCGCACGGUGGACGUGGCGCUUUGCCUUCUGAAGGCGGCAGCCCCUCCGACCUCCUUUUCCUCGCCGGCGGCGGUUCCUCCCUCUCCUCCAUCUACUACUAUUUUAUUUAGGUCUAUAGUAGUUUUACCCAACAAUAAUUCUUAAAAUUCUUUAUAUCCUUGGUUUCUAUAUCUAUCGUCGCUCGAUCGGUUUGUUUUUCUACUUGGUGUGUGUGUGUAUUGUUUUUAUCUGAAUUCACGAUGUUGAGGAUCAAGAGGGUUCCUACUGUUGUUUCCAAUUACCAAAAGGAUGAGUCGGAGGAAGGUGCUCGGCCUAGAGGCGGUUGCGGCCGGAAUUGCCUCCAGAAGUGUUGCCUUCCAGAGGCGAAGCUACCUCUUUAUGCUUUCAAGAAGGUGAAUGAGAUUGUUGGUGAAAAGGGUCUUCAUGCCCACGAGAACAAAGAGCCUCCCGUUGCUUUCUUGGAUUCCCUUCUUCUCGGGGAGUGGGAGGAUCGGAUGCAGAAAGGGCUUUUUCGCUAUGACGUCACUGCUUGCGAAACCAAGGUAAUUCCAGGAAGGUAUGGCUUCAUUGCACAGCUGAAUGAGGGUCGACACCUUAAGAAGAGGCCGACUGAGUUUCAAGUUGAUAAGGUCUUGCAGCCCUUUGAUGGGAACAAAUUCAACUUCACUAAAGUUGGACAGGAAGAGGUGCUUUUCCAGUUUGAAGCAAGUGAAGACAAUGAUGUCCAGUUCUUCCCGAAUGCACCCAUUGAUGUUGAGAAUUCUCCGAGUGUUGUGGCCAUCAAUGUUAGUCCUAUUGAGUAUGGUCAUGUACUUUUGAUCCCUAGGAUUCUUGAAUGCCUUCCUCAGAGGAUUGACAAGGAUAGCUUCUUGCUUGCUCUUUACAUGGCAGUAGAAGCUGGAAACCCGUACUUCCGAUUAGGUUACAACAGCUUGGGUGCAUUUGCUACCAUCAACCACCUUCAUUUCCAGGCUUAUUACUUGGCUGUGCCCUUUCCUAUCGAGAAGGCUCCCACUGUGAACAUAACUGAUUUGAAUGGAGGGGUGAAAACCUCUGAGCUGUUGAAUUAUCCAAUCAGAGGUCUUGUGUUUGAGGGUGGAAAUACUCUUGAAGAUUUGUCCAAUGCUGUCUCUAAUUCGUGCAUUUGCCUUCAAGAAAACAACAUACCUUACAAUGUGCUUAUCUCUGAUUCUGGAAAACGGAUCUUUCUCUUCCCACAGUGUUACGCUGAGAAGCAGGCUCUUGGAGAAGUGAGUUCUGAGCUUCUGGACACCCAAGUAAACCCGGCAGUGUGGGAAAUUAGUGGACACAUGGUUUUGAAGAGGAAGAAGGACUAUGAGGAGGCGUCUGAAGAAAAUGCUUGGAGACUCCUUGCCGAGGUCUCCCUUUCUAAGGAGAGGUUUGAAGAAGUAAAGGCUUUGAUCUUUGAAGCUAUCUCUUGUGGUGAUGAAGGAAGUGGAAGUGUUGCUCAGAGCUUGCUUGAGGAGCCCGAUGACACACCUCAAUCUCUUGAAAAAGCAGAUGCCCUUAACAAAAGCUCCCGCCAUGCUAUGGUGCCUGGGAAGCAAGAAUGCCUAGUUCUGCAGUGACAAUUGGGCAUUUCUAUGAACUUGUCAGUGGUCUGUGUGUAUUACUUAAUUAAAUAUGGUAGUAUGCUACUGGAGUUUGUCUGUUCAUGUGAAAUAUCCCUAAAUAAGGCAAACUAGGUUUGCAUUGUUGUUGAAGUUGCUUCUGGUCAGCCGAUCAGCGAUGGUAUUAUGUUUAUUUCCCUUGUGGGCAUGUGUAGAAUACCAUGUGGAUUUUGCUCUCAUAAGCUAUUGAAUGCAUGUUUGAAGUUUCAUUCA
Messenger RNA from Camellia sinensis, 2214 nucleotides. RefSeq names its product GDP-L-galactose phosphorylase 2. Gene Ontology annotation, biological process: glucose metabolic process. Lineage: Eukaryota; Viridiplantae; Streptophyta; Magnoliopsida; Ericales; Theaceae. The record is from RefSeq and is a predicted model, not a curated record. Gene Ontology annotation, cellular component: cytoplasm. Gene Ontology annotation, molecular function: GDP-D-glucose phosphorylase activity.